ACAGGAUAUCCUGUCGGGUUGGGAGGUCAGUUCUGGUCGCGGUGUUGCAUGUUGUUGAUCUCCGGUUUGGUUUCUUUGUCACCAUGUCCCGGGGAUCGAGCGCCGGCUUUGACCGUCACAUCACCAUUUUCUCCCCGGAGGGAAGGUUAUACCAAGUAGAAUAUGCUUUUAAGGCUAUAAACCAGGGUGGCCUCACUUCAGUCGCUGUUCGUGGAAAGGACUGUGCUGUAAUAGUUACACAGAAGAAAGUGCCGGAUAAGCUAUUGGAUGCCAACACAGUCACUCACCUGUUCAGAAUAACGGAUAACAUAGGAUGUGUAAUGACAGGAAUGACAGCGGACAGCAGGUCCCAGGUACAGAGAGCUCGGUAUGAAGCUGCAAAUUGGAAGUACAAAUAUGGCUAUGAUAUCCCAGUAGACAUGUUGUGCAAACGGAUUGCAGACAUUUCCCAAGUAUAUACACAGAAUGCUGAAAUGAGACCGCUUGGAUGCUGUAUGAUUCUGGUAGGUGUUGACGAAGAACUUGGUGCUCAGGUUUACAAGUGUGACCCUGCUGGUUACUAUUGUGGGUUCAAGGCCACUGCUGCAGGAGUCAAACAGACAGAAGCCACAAGCUUCUUGGAAAAGAAAGUUAAGAAAAAACUUGACUGGAUAUAUGCACAAACUGUAGAGACAGCAAUAACCUGCCUGUCCACAGUGCUGUCCAUUGACUUCAAACCAUCUGAAAUUGAAGUAGGGGUGGUGACAGUGGAUAACCCUAAAUUUAGGAUUCUUUCAGAAGCUGAAAUAGAUGCACAUCUUGUUGCUCUAGCAGAGAGGGACUGAAAUUCCAUAUAGUUCUGUAUUUGUUACAAAGAGAAAAGUGUUAAUGGAAGACUAGAUUGCUGUAACAGAAUGCCAUCUACACUGUAUUUUAACCUGUACAAAUAAAGCUGAGGUUUUGGAACAUG
Stegostoma tigrinum is the source of this 949-nucleotide messenger RNA. RefSeq names its product proteasome 20S subunit alpha 6a (gene psma6a). Lineage: Eukaryota; Metazoa; Chordata; Chondrichthyes; Orectolobiformes; Stegostomatidae. The transcript has 7 exons. The record is from RefSeq and is a predicted model, not a curated record. Gene Ontology annotation, biological process: ubiquitin-dependent protein catabolic process. Bases 84 to 824 code for a protein of 246 amino acids. Gene Ontology annotation, cellular component: proteasome core complex, alpha-subunit complex; proteasome core complex; cytosol.